GAUUCUCCUCAACAACCUUUCCAACUGCACAUUCUCAUUGAUUCCAUCAAAGACGGUCGGAGAAAAUUCAAACGAAAGGCGCUUGCAGCCACUUCGUGCCGCCCUAUCCAUCUAGCAGCGCACUUAAGCGAUUUGCUCUCUCUGGGUCAUCAAUUGAUUUCAUCUUGGUAUCGAUAAGAGCAAGAAGGCUAUUCAAUUCACCACGUUCUCCCUCUUCCUCUUCCUCUUCCACUUCUCCACUUGCUCUGCCUCUACCUUUUCUUCUUCUUGCUCUCCUUCAGCAUAUUGUUUCUAUUUCGCCACUUUCACGUAGCAACGAACAAAUAAGGUAUUUUGUCUCUUCGUCUCCGAUGUUGUCUCCUACCCCUCUUUUCAUUCAUUAUUUCACGGUACCGUGUCUCUUCACAUGAUACGAGUACGGCACGAGAAAACUUUACGCGAUUGAUCACCUUUCAAAUAGGAGGAUACCUCUUCUUCAAUAAGGUCUCUUUUCGUCGAAAAGAUCAUCUAUCAGAAUCGUUUAUUGAUUCUUCUCUGGUAUUUAGGAGUUCUAUGACCUUUUGAAAAGGACAAUAGGUUUAUAUUCGACAUUUGCCUUUCGUUGUUUCGCGCACUUAAAGUAACUCAACGAUUUCGGCUCUCAAGGGGCGCUAGCUAAGGGAUUUCAUCUCGAAGCGAGAACUUGACUUUCUUUCCCUCUCAAAUCAAUCAUACCACGAUAAUUCAACGCGUACAUAUCCCUUGAAAACAACGUUGGGGAACAUUUAUAUGAUUGCGAAUUGAAGAGAAGUAUAUGAAAUCCAUUUAAAUUAUAUAAUCACUUAACUAACAAUUCAUUAGUUGUAUUGGGACUGCCAUCGCAAUUGAUAGGAGUCGGGUCGGUCGCAGGAGGCGACGAGCGAGGAAGCUAUGAGCCAACUCAAUUCUCGCCCAACACGCUCUCGUCGUUCCAGUCCAUUUGUUUCCGCACAACGUAAUCCGAAUUCCUCUCCAGCUACAGUAGCAGAUACAGGUCGAAAAAGAACGUUUAUGGAUAAAUGGACGGAACCUCCUAUUCCUGCUCCCAUGCCAUCAUUUGCAGAAGCUGGAAUGGAGAGGCAUGGAGUGGUCGCAAACAUGGCACCACUUGGAACGCGACCGAGCGCAAAAGCUGUUAAGUCUUCUGCCAAACCAGAGGUACCAGAUGCGAGUGGAGGCAGACCAAACGGCGUUGCGGAAGCGAUGGAUGAUUCACUUCCGCCUUCUCUAUCGGCGACACCCCAGGCCGCACCCCAAGAAGCGAUGGAUACCACGGAACCUAACUCGAACGUUUCGCGGAGAAGAUCCACAUCUACGAAAGCUGAAGAACUCGAACACGUACUACCAUCAACACCUCAACAACCAAGAAGCGCGCGAAAAAGUGUUACUAGAUCGAGUGUCGCACCUCCCAGUGUACGAAACGAAAGUGAAGGACCUAGCAUUUAUGCAACUUCUCCAGUCCAGCGCACACCUCUUCCAAACGAGUCGCCUUCUACAGCUUCCUAUCAUGCUCAUAAAAUGAGUAAUUAUACAUAUGAUGAAAGAGAUGAAGCUCGUCAGAGGGAGGGUCGGGCUCGUGCAGUCGAAGCGGCUUCUCGCAGAAAGACGGCCAGAAUUGUUGAGUUGGCUGUCUCUCACGCGAUCGAGGAGAACCGCUGGUGUACUGCCUAUGCUUUACGAGAACUUUACGAUGAAGACCCUGAAAAUUUUGGCAUACUUGUUGAAAAACAGGUCUACGAGGAGGCUACGGAGGAAGAGAUUCGGGAUUUUUACAGAUUGAUUGGAACCAAGAAGAAGGAAGGCAGAAAGGACAAGGCUGCUGAAUAUUAUUUCAAUGGAGAUGGUAGCGACCCUGCACCUCAUCGACCACGACGUCAAGUUCAACAAGCACCCGUCCAACCUGUAUUCCACUUUGCCCCCAUAUUCGAGGCAAAAAGGACUACAUACGCUUCGCCAUAUGCUAAAGCACCGGCUGCAACGACGGCAACGACGGCAACGACGACAUAUACCUCACCAUACGCUCAGCCACCUCCGCCAUUAUCAUCUACUUCUACCAACAAAGCUCCAACGGUAACAACUGCUGACUCUGUCAGACGCUCAUCAGAUGCUAAACCAGCUUCUACAUCUGGAUCUCCAAGAAAACUGGGAGACCAUGGCCUUUACCCUAAUAAAAAGCACAAAGGAAACAGUUUUGCAGCCGUAAAUGAGGACGUCAAUGGAAAAUCGGAUGCAAGUGCAACUGGACCUGGAAUCGGAAAUAGAACUGAUGGAAUCACGAAGAAGCAACAGAACGGAGUUGCGUCGGCUUCUUCUUCCGCUGUAGUAUUGUCAUCCCCACUUCCUAAAUUAUCAGAUCGACCAAGAGCACUCUCAAUUUCAAGCUCAUCAUCAUUAUCUUCGGUGGAUGAACAAAUUCUCGAUAAUGAUGAAUAUGAUCCUAUGGAUUUCGACCACGCUCAGAAUCAUGCUGGUACAGCAAAGCCUUCAGAUGGUUUCGAGCAAUCCAAGGGACAGGGUAUUGUUAGGGCGGGUAACGCCAAUGCCAACGCCAAAUUUGGUGCGUCCGUGUCAACCGAGACCCAGUCAAAUGCUGGAGGGUCAAUUAAUCAAAAGCGACCAAUCAAAUCAAAAAAAUUGUCUAGGUUCGAAUCAGACACAUUUUCAUCCACGGCAAAGAAAACCAAUAAUAAGAGUCGAAGUCUGAACAAAUCUAAAACUUCGUCACCCGCGCCUCCAUCCUUCCAAGCUAUCAAUAUUCCGACCAGAUCUCACAACUCAUCCAACAAUUCAAACUCUCGUGUCGAUAGCGACAAUAAUCAGGCCAAUCCAAGCAUGGCACCUGAAUUAAUACGUACCUCAUCAUCAUCAUCGGUUGGAUCAGUGCCAAUAUUAAAGCCAGUGGUGCCUAAAAGGCCACAAAUUGUUUUCAAGUCAAAGAAGAAGACACAGGCAGUUGAUCGCCCGACUUAUGAAGAGAGCGAGAUGGUUGGUAAAUGGAAGCGCAAGGCGCGAGAAAUUACCAACGGUAUUACUGAGGAUUUACGAACUGAGAGCUUUGUUCGUCCAGAUAUACAGCCAAGAAGUGUCACUCCUCCAAAUUUUCGUAGACCUGUCGAGUAUGCAUCUGAUGGAGGAGAUUCUGUUUCCAUUCCUACUGCUUCUGUUACAGCUUCUAGUCGUCCAUCCAAAACCAUUCGACUGGGCACUAAGAAUGAUCGAGCUAGUAGAAGACAAACUACUACUGCUCCUGUCAACAAUUACGACUCGGAAAUGAGUUCACCUACAGGACUUGGGUUUCAACCAGACUUGCCUCCUGGAUCAUUACCAAAUUCACGCGCUGGCACACCCUCAUCUAAUCGACCAUCUAGAAAGGCUAAGAAUGGCACAGGUCUACGUGUCAAAACUUCACCAAUGAAGAAAAAGAGUGGCCCUUCAGCUGGUAUCCCGAGAGCAAGCGGUGAAAGAGAUAGUCCAGUUGGAGGUUUUUACCCAAAUUUACAAGGUGGAGGAACUAUCGGAGAAAACGACGAUUAUUGUGCGGCUUGUGGAGGUAAUGGUAAAUUGCUUUGUUGUGAUGGAUGUACUCGCUCCUUCCACUUCAAAUGUGUAGAUCUUUCACCAGACUCACCAACCUUAACGACGGAAGAAUGGUUUUGUAACGAAUGUCUCGCACAAAGUGUUCCUCGAUCCAAGGAUGAAGAAAUUGGUUAUUUCGGCCCUUUGUUGGCAAAUAUGGAGAGAAAGAACCCAAGCGCUUUCCAUCUUCCAAAGGCAAUUCGGGAGUAUUUUGAGAACGUCAAGACCGGGACUGAAGGAGAGUAUGAAGAAGGUGUUGUACAGAAACCAAAGAACAAUCGUGGCUAUGAUGAAGCCCCGGAUUACUUUAAGCUAAAGGACAGCAAAGGAAAUCCAAUUCUCUGUCAUGGCUGUCACCUUUCAGCUGUUAAUCCAAGUCGGGCAAUUAUUCCUUGUACUUAUUGUAGUCUCUCAUGGCAUUUGGAUUGCUUGGACCCUCCACUUGCGAAAGAGCCUCCGCCUGGAAGAUCUUGGAGGUGUCCAGCUCAUGUUGAUGAUCUUCUCGAGCAAGUACCAGGAUCUUUAGGUCCAGCUCAUCGUUUCCGAAAGAUCAAAGGAGCUUCACUCAUUAAGCCUGUUCUUGCUCGUGGCGUUAGAAAUAAUGGUCACAUCGAGAUUGAGAACGCUACUUCUGAUGAUGAAGAUCAAGGUAGUGGCUUUUAUGAGCAGAGAGAGUAUGGUCAUGUGUACAAGCUUCCAGAGGAAGGUAUCAAACUUGACUUCAUUUCACGUGUUCAUCGUGAAUUUGGACAUUACAAUCAACGCAGCUUUGCAAACAGGCGGGCAUCUAUUCCAAAGCCACGAUUACAAACUACCGAAUUCGACAGUCGUAGCCUUGAUGAACAGCAAGCUGCUCUCAAUCUCGCAUAUCUGGCCACUGCAAAUCCAACGAUCAAUCUUACACAAACCCUGAUUGAUGCCUUAAUUUCCGAAGCCGAUGAGCCAGUCAUUAAGUUAAUUGCAAAAGGAGAUGCGUCCAAGCUCUCCAAGAAAAAGCCAUUAACUCAAGCUGACAAAUCAUCUCUGGUUGCUAUGACAGCCUUCCUUCAGGAACGUCUAGCUUCGACCUCUGGCGAUGUUGAGGGCGACGACGGCAUGAUAGUGGACAAUGAAGAUGACGACUUGUGAUUUCUUGGUUGCCGACCAUCAAAUUGGGAUGAUUUUAGAUUGAUCUAGUUUGACCAUGAGGGUAUGGUACCAACUGAGGACUAAUGCAAUCUUGUCUCGUGACAUAGUCAUCACAUGAUAAUGUCUUGGCGUAUAGUGGGCAUAAAUAUCACAUCUCUCCUCUUCGUAGUGUUAUCA
Molecule: messenger RNA, 4899 nt
Organism: Botrytis cinerea B05.10
Lineage: Eukaryota; Fungi; Ascomycota; Leotiomycetes; Helotiales; Sclerotiniaceae
Gene: Bcrco1
Product: Bcrco1
Exons: 6
Coding region: 910-4722 (1270 amino acids)
Biological process (GO): regulation of transcription by RNA polymerase II
Cellular component (GO): Rpd3S complex
Source: RefSeq, a predicted model, not a curated record